AAGGCAUACGUCGUUUCGCCGAGAGACGUUUCGUCAAGAGUCAUUUCGCUGUGACACAUUACCACCUCAAAAAUAAUUCAAAUUUCCAAGUAAAUUUGAUGCGGAAAUAUCUAUAUUCCUAAAAAUAUGUCACUGAUUUAUAAAAUUUAGUUAUUCUUGCGGCGAAUCGACUCCGGGCGAAUAUGUGCCGCGAAGAAACAACUCGCGACGAAACACCGUAAUUGAGUAACAGAAGCAGUAAACCAUUAAUGAAUAAUUCUGUUAUUUUAUGUCCUUAAAAAUGAAUUCGAAGGUGUAUAAGUGGUGUGGGGUCCCUCACUGUGGUAAUACAUCAAAAAAGACUCCCAAUAAAUUAUUCGUGUUCGUUCCGCAAAAGAAAUCAAUUCGGGACAAAUGGCUUGAACUUGCGAAGCGGGACUCAUUUGUGAUAAUGGCUACGACCCACCUUUACUUCUGUGAAGAUCAUUUCGAUGCGUGUUAUUGUGCUGUGGCUCUAUGGCUGUGUUGGGUAUUAUCAACAUUCAAAUUUCAGUUGCCAAAUGAUAUGGUGAAUUAUAUGCAAUAUCAUUUGAUGGGUUCAGUGCCAAAGGUUCGCAUGAAGGCAGGAUGUUUGCCUACAAAGUUUGAGUGUCAAUCAGAUAUAAAAAGAAAAUAUACAUCUGAUGCUACAUAUCAAUCAAUUCUCAAAAAACAAAGAAAGACAUUGAGUAAAAAAUCGGAAAAUGGUUUGGAUGAGAAAAUUGGUACUAUAAAACAGGAGGAAUUUAAAGAGGCUACAUUGAGUAGUUCAGGGAAUGGAAGGAAAAAGUGGCUUCAGCUUGCCCGCAGGGAUGCAGCUCUCGUAGCUCCACAAUCCAAAAUGCAUUUUUUCGAUUUGCCAAAUGAUAUGGAAAACUAUACUGAAUAUCGAGUGAUGGGCUCGGUAUCUCAGGUCCGAAUGAGAGCGGGUUGUAUGCCAACAAAAUUUGAGUGUCAACCUGAUCGGAGAAGACGAGCAGGGAAUGAAAGAACACGACCAUUAGUAGUUAAAAGACAAAGAUUGGAAGCAAUAGCUGAUUGUGAAAGGGAAAUAGAACAAGCACGCUCUGCACAAAGUAUUUCCAAUGCUGAGGUUCAACCAGGUCCAAGCUCAGGUGAUUCUAAAGGGGAUGUAUUAAAUGUGCAAGUAAAUGUAUCAGUUGGAAAUACUAUUGAAAAUAAUGAUUAUUAUCAGCAUGGUACUUUAAAUCCAUGUGACUCAAGAUAUACUGAAACAGAUCGUGUUUCACGUAACAGUUGUAUAAAAAAGGAGUGUGAAGAUAUGUCUACUGAAGAUUUAUCAGAAUCUGAGGACAAUGAACAUGUUAACAUAAAAACUGAACCUAAUGUAAAUUGCUAUGAAGAUUAUAUCAUUAAUUAUGGCAUUAAGGAAGAUAUAGACCCGGAGGACCAGAAAUUCAACAGAGAUGUUGACAUAAAAAGUGAAACAAUGGAAGAAUAUGAGGAUGAAACAGCUACCAAUUUUUGUCGGCCAGAAUUACAGUCGAUUGUACAAAAUAGUGAGAACUAUCAUGAAAGUACUUGAAUAUUUUCAAAUAAAUUUUGUCCCCAAUUCUUACAACUCAUA
Molecule: messenger RNA, 1606 nt
Organism: Dalotia coriaria
Lineage: Eukaryota; Metazoa; Arthropoda; Insecta; Coleoptera; Staphylinidae
Exons: 8
Coding region: 269-1564 (431 amino acids)
Source: RefSeq, a predicted model, not a curated record